GCUUUCUCAGGUUGGGGUGUUCUAACGCCGCUCGAGCCCCAGCGGGCGAGGCAACCCUCCGGCCCCAGGACUCGGCACCGUGCCUUCUUCUCCCAGUUUGUUGGGCUCCAUGACCCCUGCCUCCCCCCACACCCCCGUCGGUGCCGAAGGAAACCUGGUUCUGGGCGGCUGGAGCCCACUGGGAAUGGCGGCCCCUUCUAUGAAAGAAAGGCAGGCUUGCUGGGGAGCCCGGGAUGAGUACUGGAAGUGUUUAGAUGAGAACACAGAGGACGCUUCUCGGUGCAAGAAGUUAAGAAGCUCUUUUGAAUCGAGUUGUCCCCAACAGUGGAUAAAAUAUUUUGAUAAAAGAAGAGACUACUUAAAGUUCAAAGAAAAAUUUGAAGCAGGACAAUUCCAGCCUUCAAAACCAACUGUGAAGUCCUAGGCUAUUCCUGAACUUGUCAGAAGGGUUGAAACGAUUCUCUCUGCACCUGCAGCAAUGCUCCACUGACCGUGGCAAUGAUGGGACUCACCAUGCAAAUGGUCAAGUAACAGAUUCCAUCAUUCACACUAUGAAGAGUCGAAAUGGUAUGAAGUAUGCUUAGUUUUAAUGUAGUCAGAAAUCUAUAUUUUAAGAAAAAUUAAAGCCUAUUAUAAAAA
Molecule: messenger RNA, 639 nt
Organism: Prionailurus viverrinus (fishing cat)
Lineage: Eukaryota; Metazoa; Chordata; Mammalia; Carnivora; Felidae
Product: cytochrome c oxidase assembly factor 6 homolog
Exons: 3
Coding region: 110-424 (104 amino acids)
Biological process (GO): respiratory chain complex IV assembly
Cellular component (GO): mitochondrion; respiratory chain complex IV
Source: RefSeq, a predicted model, not a curated record